This is a messenger RNA of Tripterygium wilfordii, 882 nucleotides long. Its product is annotated as putative pre-16S rRNA nuclease. The record is from RefSeq and is a predicted model, not a curated record. Gene Ontology annotation, biological process: rRNA 5'-end processing. NCBI's taxonomy places the organism in Eukaryota, Viridiplantae, Streptophyta, Magnoliopsida, Celastrales, Celastraceae. The transcript is spliced from 7 exons. Bases 163 to 675 code for a protein of 170 amino acids.
AACAUGGGUCUAAAGAAAUAUGGGCCUGGUUUGAUAUAAAAGUAACAGAAGUCCAAAUAAAAACGACGUUGUCUUUGUCUAGUUCUCCCUUUGUUCUUCCUAUCGGCGGUCGAUCGCAGAAAUGUCAGAAUAAACCCUAUGUGCGCAGUGUUUUUUGUUUAAAUGAAGUACGUAAAGCCCUUAAACUUGUUCCGGGAAUUGCUGAAGACUAAAGGAUUAGAGCGAGGACGGUUGCUGGGUCUAGAUGUGGGUGAUAAGUAUGUUGGGCUAGCUGUUUCGGAUCCUCAUAACAAAAUUGCUUCACCUUUAAGUGUUCUGCUUAGGAAGAAAUCAACUAUUGAUUUGACAGUUUGUGAUUUUCAAAAUCUGAUUUCUGAGCUUUCUUUAGAGGGGUUUGUCGUUGGCUUUCCUUUUGAUAGGCAAAGGAUCCCUCGAGAUGCUGUUCAAAUAAAGCUUUUCAUCGAUGACAUUUGCAAAACUGGAGAACUUGAAGGCGUAAAAUAUACGUAUUGGGACGAGUGCUUCACAUCAAAGAAUGUGGAAUUACUGUUGAAGCCUUUGCAUUUGCAUCCUGUUCAGUCAAAAACAAUAGUUGACAAAUUUGCAGCUGUGGGGAUACUCCAGGGUUACUUGGAUUUUGUUAACGGGAAGAUCACGUCGAACGCAGCAGACUAGCAUAUUUCUAAGUUGUAUUCAAUUGGAAAGUGGAAGUUGUGUGGAUUUUCUUAAUAUCUGGCGAGGCGAUGAUGAUGAAAGCUGGCGAGGCGAUGAUGAUGAAAGCCUAUGUACCUUCCCCCCAAGUUUUUGUCAUUAUUGUUGAAUUAUUCAGUUUGCUUGAGCGGUUGAACUGAGUUAGUUGUAAGAAUUUUUUUGCAUCUCUCA